This is a messenger RNA of Fonsecaea monophora, 1617 nucleotides long. RefSeq lists its product as hypothetical. Gene Ontology annotation, cellular component: nucleolus. Gene Ontology annotation, molecular function: RNA binding; DNA binding. The transcript has 3 exons. The record is from RefSeq and is a predicted model, not a curated record. Gene Ontology annotation, biological process: ribosomal small subunit biogenesis; ribosomal large subunit biogenesis. The coding region runs from base 1 to 1617 and encodes 538 amino acids. Lineage: Eukaryota; Fungi; Ascomycota; Eurotiomycetes; Chaetothyriales; Herpotrichiellaceae.
AUGGCCGACGAAUUGGCGGAGCGGCUCAAGAGCCACGCACGGUCCUUUGACAGUCUACUGUCCCUUAUUCCUGCGAAACUCUACUACGGAGAGGAUGUCAGCGAUCAAUGGAAAAGAAAAAAGCAGACUCCGGAGCAGAAGCGGGCCGCAAAAAUGGCUAAACUCGACCCGGAUAAUUGGAAAAGCGCAAAGGACAUAGUCGAUGAGAGGGCAGCAGCCGCAGCUAUGAAGCGGAAACGAGACGAUGAAGAGGACGAGUCUGACGAAAACUCAAACUUGGUCGACGGUGGCCAGGUGGAACCGCCAAAGGCUGUUCAAGACGCACAAGCGCCAAAACCGAAAAAACAAAAGACCGAUGGUAAAGAUGUAGAAGGAACCACCAAACCCGAAGGUGUCGACGAGUCACAAGAAGACAAACGACGCAGGAAAGCGGAGGAAAGGGCCGCGAAAAGACAAAGGAAAAGAGAAAAAAAGGACAAGGCCAGGCAGAAGCUGGAACGACAAAAGGCCAAGAAGAAGGAAGCGCAACAACCUCAUGACCCUCAGAAGGAAGCACUCAGGAAAGAAGUGAAGAAGGAACUAAAUCUCCAGAUCCCGGUUGAUCUUCAAGUGAGCACUCAGCGAAAGAGCUCUCCUGAUGCAGAAUCACCAUCCACAGCGUCUUCCGAGGAGGAGCCAGAGGAGGUCUUCUCCCCACAGCAUGAGUCCGGCACGUCUUCAACGUCGUCCAUCCAACCCGCAUCCAUCGACGAGACUGUCAAACAUGUACAUUCGAGUUCCCUACCACCAGCAAGUGCGCAGGCGAUCAACAACCACGACGACGACACAACAACCAAAACACCCCGAGAACGGCUACAAGAAGCACUUUCUCAAUUUCGCGCAGAGCGUAAGGCCGAUGGUGGCGAUGGUCGCCCACCAAAGAACCGACAAGAGCUGUUGGAACAACGACGCCGGAAGGAAGAGGCCAAGAAGGCAGCUAAGAAAGAACAAAAACGUCGAGAAAAGGAGGAAGAAGCUCGCCGUCAAGAUGAGGAGAUUGCCAGGCACUUCUCGCCGGGUGGUUCGGGCUCCCUGCUUGCGUCACCUCGGUCUCCCAUGAUCGGGGACAACGGUGGCUCAUCUCCAAACUCGAAUUCCGCCAACAACUUUACGUUCGGCCGCAUCACUUUCGAGGAUGGCACCCAUUUGGAGCCCUCUUCAACAGCUGUUGUGGAGGAACACAAAAAGAAAGGCGUCCGUGACACUGCCACGGAGCUGAAACUCGCCGAAGCGAAAAAGGCUCGCUUGGCGGGUCUGGAUGAGCAGAAACGACUUGAAAUUGAGCAAAAGGAUAUGUGGUUGAAUGCUAAACGGCGUGCCCACGGCGAACACGUGCGGGACAACACGUCUCUGCUCAAGAAAGCACUCAAAAGGCAACAGGGCCAGAAGAAGAAGAGUGAGAGGGAGUGGAAUGAUCGGUUGGAAGGAGUGAAAAAGGCACAAGACGCGAAGCAGAAGAAGAGGGUCGAGAAUUUGGCCAAGAGGAAGGAUGAAAAGGGUCAGAAGAAAACCAAAGUCAGGAGGCCAGGCUUCGAGGGAAGUUUCAAGGGAAGGACAGGUGGUAAAAGAAAAUCGUGA